Branchiostoma belcheri (Belcher's lancelet) is the source of this 931-nucleotide messenger RNA. RefSeq names its product exosome complex component RRP40-like. The record is from RefSeq and is a predicted model, not a curated record. NCBI's taxonomy places the organism in Eukaryota, Metazoa, Chordata, Leptocardii, Amphioxiformes, Branchiostomatidae. Gene Ontology annotation, molecular function: RNA binding. Gene Ontology annotation, biological process: nuclear polyadenylation-dependent rRNA catabolic process; U4 snRNA 3'-end processing; poly(A)-dependent snoRNA 3'-end processing. Gene Ontology annotation, cellular component: nuclear exosome (RNase complex); cytoplasmic exosome (RNase complex). The coding region runs from base 40 to 750 and encodes 236 amino acids. The transcript has 4 exons.
GGGUGUCGCUUUUUCACGUUGUCAGCAGCAGAAAACAAAAUGGCGGACUCCGUCGGUAAAGUUGUGAUUCCCGGUGACGUUUUAUCGGAAUUUCGGGCCUCCGAGAAAACGUCCAAAGUUGCACUUGGUCCAGGACUGAGGCAGGACGGAGAGGAAGUUCUGGUAACGAAGAGCGGGAUCCUUCGUCACAAAGAACCCAACUUAUACUGGAUAGACUGCCACCAAAGAAGGUACAUCCCAGCUAAGGGUGAGGAUGUGAUAGGUAUUGUGACGGUGAAGUCAGGCGACGUGUACAGAGUCGACAUCGGAGCUACACAGCCUGCAACUCUGUCUUACCUGGCCUUCGAGGGGGCAACUAAGAGGAACAGACCAAACGUUAAGGUUGGUGACCUUGUGUUUGCCAAGCUGUUGGUAGCUAAUAAAGACAUGGAGCCUGAGCUGGUGUGUAUUGACUCUGGAGGACACAGCAGUGGGUACGGAGUCAUCCCUGCUAACGGAGGCUUCAUGUUCCACACCUCACUCAACCUCGUCAGAAAAAUGCUGUCUCCCAACUGUGACAUCCUGAAGUUCCUGGGGAAGAACGUUCCAUUUGAGACAGCUGUGGGGGUGAACGGACGCAUCUGGGUCAAAGCCAAGACUGUGAAGGACACAAUAGUGGUGGCCAAUGCCAUUGCCAGCUCUGAGCACAUGACAAAUGCCCAAAUAAGGACGAUGAUCCGUCAGCUAUUAGACAAACUUUCCGGGUUCUGAUACACCAAGGAUAAGCAUGUCAUCAGCAUAUGCCAUCAGCCAAGAUUUGACUUCAAACAAAAGUGGAUCCGCCUCCAGAUCUGAGGAAUGAAGGAUUUGAGCUUGGAGAUACACCAAUAUAAUUUUUUUCCUUACAGAAAAUGGUGAACUGAAAAUAAAGAAGUUCUGCUAUCAUUCCAGA